AACAUUCCGGAACGUUUACUUGGCAAAAUUUUGUAAGAGGCUGCCAAUCCUAACUGAACAUCAAAUAUGAGUACAACAUGUCGGAGAAAAACUUAGCCGCGAGCGUCAUAAACUACGAGUAGUCCCUCUUCCGCUUAACCCUUCGUGCGUGACGCGAGAGAAAACCUGGAGGAAAAAAAAUGGCCACUCGAAAUCCUGAUGGUGAGAAGCGCUCAAAAGGAUGGACGACCAACAAGGCGAGAUGGUUUGGAAAAACAUCAAAAAAUGCAAGAACGCAAAAAUAUGAUUGGUGUAUGCUAGGCCAACGUAUUGGCGACGUCUUGCUGGAAUGUUUAUAUCGCUUUCCGAAAAUAGAAAGCUUCGAAAACGGAAGAAUCGAAGCGUUGGAAUUAUGUCUCGCAGGCCUUGAUGUUCUUGGGAUCCUGCCGACAGGCUUCCGAAAGGGCUUUAUUUAUCAAUUGUUUUGUUUGGCAAAGUUAUCCUCCUCUAACCCGAACGCGAAUGUGUGAGUGAUUUCGUCGCUGAACGGCAUCGUCGAAGAAGAAGUCAUUGAAUUGACUGAAGGAUUGAAAGGGAACGAUGCAGAAUGCAUGAUAGACUCGAUUUGCGCUGCUCUCUCGAGUCUGAUAAUUCAGCCUAAAUACGUGUUUACAUGACAACCAUUUCUGGAAAUUCUGUUUUUGAAUCUGAACAACAAGGGCCUGACAACGAAAUGGUUGGUGUCGAUGAAUUAUUUAUCACAUAGGUAGAAACACGAUAAAUGAGCUCAGAUUCAGAAUAUACGGUAUGCAUGUAUGGCGAUGUUCAUUUCGCCUUUCUUCUUUCAACAGCUGCCAACUAAACACGCACAAUGAUUGUAUUGAGCGGUUUUCUUUUGGCGUUUGUAUGCCUGGCAUCUUCCAGAAGCCAUCGUCAUCAAUUUCGGAAGCAAGUUUGCCAAGAAGGAAGCACCCAAUUUGACCAGUGUGGGCAAAGAUGCAAGUGUAUUGGUGGCCGUUUGGUGCAGUGCGUUCGAAUAAGGAAGGAAUUCACAACAUUGAGCCCUAUCGAGCGAACGCGUCACAUAAAAGCUAUAAUAAAAUAUACCACGGAUCCAAAAUCCAGGCCAGAAUACGAAGACUUCAUAAAUGAGCACUACACACUGUUCCGCACUCUAAUCCACCAGAAGCAACACUUUCUUCCCUGGCAUCGAUACUUUGUACUACGUUACGAAAACCUGAUACGGAAAGUCGAUUGCACGUUUACCGUGGCCUGGUGGGACUGGAGCCUAGACACACGAGAGCCAUUCAGCACGACCAAUCCGGAAGACGUUUGGCACGUUCUCGGUUAUGGAGGGAAUGGGGUGGGAAAGGACCACUGCGUACAGACAGGUCCUUUCAGACAGGCCGUAUGGAGCCGAGUGAGACCACCUUCUGCGGGACCUGGUCCACACUGCUUAGUAAGGGAUUUCUACGGGGAACCUCCUGAAGAGGUGGAUGUGGAGGAGGUCUUAAAAAACGACAGCUUCCAUGACUUCGAAGAAACACUUAGACUUGUACUCCAUAAUGGCGUGCAUUGUAACAUUAAUGGAACAAUGUGCACGUUAGAAUCUGCAUCGGCUCCAGAAUUUUUCCUUCAUCACGGUUUCGUCGACAAGAUCUGGGACGACUGGCAAAAGAAAAGCCACAAAAACAAGUACGCGUACUUCCCGAGCAUUAAGGAGAACAUGCCAGGUACGAAAUUAAAGCCUUCCAAACUGAUUGAUCUUUCCAAGCAACCUGGAGGCAUUCGAGUGGAGUAUGAACCAUUCCAAAGAGAAGAAAACUUGAUCGAUAAAAUUAAAGGUGAGAGUAUUGCUAAACUACGUAAGAUGAGGCGCAGAGCAUUCCAAGGCCUCACCAAAAUGGCUAUCGAAUUGUUUCAGUUAACGAAAGCUGAAGUAAAGAGAGUGAGGGAGAUCGAAAAGUGGCUUGACCCCCAUGUGAUUGAGCCGAAGGAUUAAGUACAUCUAAUCAUUGUUUACAGUUGCCAAGAACGAUCAAACCCCUUGAAAUUAUUAAACGUCCCAAACCCAUCCUAGUUCGUCUGCCGUUAUUUCAAUUCGGAAAAAAAUUUUCGUGAUGAUUCUGUGCUUCUACCGAGUUUUAGUAUGAAUCUGCUAGCGUUCUAUCACGAAUGCCGCUCUCUGAUUGGCUACGCCAACCACUAUCUAUUCUGUAAU
Messenger RNA from Orbicella faveolata, 2200 nucleotides. RefSeq lists its product as uncharacterized. Gene Ontology annotation, molecular function: oxidoreductase activity. The record is from RefSeq and is a predicted model, not a curated record. NCBI's taxonomy places the organism in Eukaryota, Metazoa, Cnidaria, Anthozoa, Scleractinia, Merulinidae.